UAACUGCCCUGGGGGGGGCGGGGUCCGAGCCGGCGCUGAGGGCCUGGGGCCAUGGUGUCCGGGGUGUAACGGAGGCGCCGGGCGGAGCAGCGGGGGGCACCAUGAUCAUUGAGAACGUGGACGCCCUCAAGACCUGGCUGGCCAAGUUACUGGAGCCGAUAUGUGAUGCAGACCCUUCAGCCUUAGCUAACUACGUUGUGGCAUUAGUCAAGAAAGACAAACCAGAGAAAGAGCUGAAGGCUUUCUGUGCUGAUCAGCUAGACGUCUUUCUGCAGAAAGAAACUUCAGGUUUUGUAGAUAAACUAUUUGAAAGUCUGUACACAAAGAACUACCUUCCUUCCCUUGAACCAGCAAAACUAGAACCGAAGCCUGCAGGUCAGGAAAAAGAAGAAAUCAAAGAGGAGAUAUUUCAAGAGUCGUUUGAGGAAGAACGAGAUGGCAGGAAAAAGAAGUAUCCUAGCCCACAGAGAAACCGUUUAGAUUCUAAUGAACAAAGAACCAGAGAGAAAAAGAGAGAUGAUGGCAAAUGGAGAGACUAUGACAGAUACUAUGAUCGGAAUGAUUUAUAUAGAGACAAAUACGACUGGCGAAGAGGCAGGAGUAAAAGUCGUAGUAAAAGCAGAGGGUUAAGCCGAAGUCGUAGCCGCAGCGGGGGUAGAAGCAAAGACCGGGAUCUGAACAGAAAUAUUGCGGAACACAAAGAGAGAGCAAAAUUCAAGAGUGAAAGGAAUGACAUGGAGAGCUCAUAUAACCCAGUGUCUUUGUCAUCCAGUAAUUCUACUGAACAGUAUUCCUCUGCGCAGUCUAUUCCCAGUGCUGUUACCGUGAUUGCACCUGCUCACCAUCCCGAGAACACCACAGAGAGUUGGUCAAAUUAUUAUAACAAUCAUAGUGUUCCCAAUUCAUUUGGCAGAAACCCUCCUCCUAAAAGACGAUGUCGAGAUUAUGAUGAGCGAGGAUUUUGUGUCCUUGGCGACCUUUGCCAAUUUGAUCAUGGAAAUGACCCUUUAGUAGUAGAUGAAGUUUCAUUGCCAAGCAUGAUUCCUUUUCCACCACCACCCCCAGGACUCCCUCCUCCUCCUCCUCCUCCUGGUAUGCUAAUGCCUCCAAUGCCAGGUCCAGCUCACAAUAUGAGAAUGCCAGGCCCACAAGUACAUCCUCGGCCACCACCUCCUGUCGUGCUUCCUGUAUCAAGACCACCUUUAACACAGUCAAGUUUGAUGAAUAACCGUGACCAGCCUCGGACGAGUGCGGUGCCCAAUCUUGCACCCGUGGGAGCAAGACUACCUCCUCCUUUACCCCAGAACCUACUGUAUACAGUAUCAGAACAUACAUAUGAGCCAGAUGGUUAUAACCCUGAAGCACCUAGUAUUACCAGUGCUGGUAGAUCUCAAUACCGACAGUUCUUUACUAGAACACAGACACAGCGUCCAAAUCUGAUUGGCCUAACGUCUGGGGAGAUGGAUACAAAUCCAAGAGCGGCCAACAUUAUCAUCCAGACUGAAACUCCCAUUUCCAUUGCAAAUAACAGCAGCAAUGUAACCAGAGUGGUGCUUGAGCCAGACAACAGGAAAAGACCUCCAAGUAGUAUGGAAGGCCCAUCUGUAAAGAAACCCUGGAUGGGAAAGCAAGCCAAUAACCAGAAUAAACCAGGAUUUCUGAAAAAGAAUCAGUACACUAACACCAAGCUGGAAGUUCGAAAAAUCCCACCUGAGUUGAAUAAUAUUACACGACUCAAUGAACAUUUCAGCAAAUUUGGAACUAUUGUUAACAUUCAGGUUGCUUUCAAGAAUGAUCCUGAAGCUGCUCUAAUUCAGUAUUUAACUAACGAUGAGGCCAGAAAGGCCAUUUCCAGCACAGAGGCAGUUUUAAACAAUCGAUUUAUAAGGGUGCUGUGGCAUAGGGAAAAUGAGCAGCAGCCACCACUGCUGCAGCAACACCUGCACCAUCACCAGCAGCCACCACCACAAUCUCUGCAUCACCAGCUUCAUCUUCAACAACAAACACUGACUGCCCAACCUCCAGCUGCAACGGUACAUAGCAAUGUGUCAAAGGUGAUAACUAAACCACUGGCAUCGGGUGCCUAUGUCCUUAAUAAGGUUUCAGUUAAACGUCGCCUUGGAGCAGCAGGUGGAAACCAGACCGAUGCAGCACAUUUGUUAAACCAGUCCAGUGCUACUGCAGAGGAUUCUCAGACAUUUCCUACUUCUACAAGCCAUACAAAAAUGGUGUACAAUUCCCCAAACUUAAAGACAUCUGUGAAAUCUGGCACAGGAUCUAAAUCCCAUGAUGUUCAAGAGGCCCUUAAAAAGAAACAGGAGGCAAUGAAGCUACAACAAGAUAUGAGAAAAAAGAAGCAGGAGAUGUUAGAAAAACAAAUAGAAUGCCAAAAGAUGUUAAUAUCUAAGCUGGAGAAAAAUAAGGCCACGAAACCAGAGGAGAGGGCAGAAAUAAUGAAGACCUUGAAAGAACUAACAGGAAAAAUCUCUCAAUUAAAGGAUGAAUUGAAAACUUCUUCUGUAGCCUCCACGCCAUCAAAACUGAAGUCCAAGACAGAGGCACAAAAGGAGCUUUUAGAUGCAGAACUGGACUUUCAUAAAAGAUUGUCUUCUGGAGAAGAUACAACAGAGUUGCGGAAAAAACUCAGUCAACUACAGGUUGAGGCUGCCCGUUUAGGUAUCUUGCCUGUAGGUCGAGGAAAGGCGAUAUCUGCUCAGGGCAGAGGAAGAGGACGAGGUCGUGGUGGGAGAGGAAGGGGCACGUUGAAUCAUAUGGUGGUGGAUCACCGCCCCAAAGCUCUAACUGUCGGUGGCUUCGUAGAAGAGGAGAAAGAUGAAUUACUACAACAUUUCUCUAAAUUUGGAGAUAUUGAAGACCUCCAAGAAGAGGAUUCUCCUUUAAGUGUCGUUCUGACUUUUAAGUCCCGCUCAGAAGCUGAAAAUGCUGCUAACCAAGGAUCAAGAUUCAAAGACCGAAGACUUCAGAUAUCAUGGCACAAACCUAAGGUACCGUCUGUGUCCACAGAAAUUGAGGAAGAGGAGUCCAAGGAAGAGGAGACUGAAACCUCAGAUUUAUUUUUGCACGAAGAUGAUGACGAUGAUGAUGAAGAUGAAGAUGAAUCCCGUUCUUGGAGAAGAUGAAACUUGAUUUGGAAUUGUAUAGUUUUAGGAAUAUAGUUUGAACUACAACUUUUAAAAAUUUAUUUAAGAAAGUUGAUGAGCCAAAAAUUUUUAUUUUAUUUUACUUUUCAAAACACACAGUAGAUUUCAAGUGAGAACAAGUUUGUGAUAUGAACAUGUCAGAUACUUAGCUGUGAUACUAGGUCAGCCAAAGGCCCAAUGACUUUUUACAGAGUUAUAAAGAUCAUCAGUGGUGGUAGUCCUGCUAUAAAGAAGAAACUUAUCAAUAUUGUCAAGCCCUUUUUUCACACCACCUGUAUUAUCUUGUUUUUUAAUGCUUUGAUUUAUUAGAUAUAAAUGAAAAAAUAUUA
Molecule: messenger RNA, 3490 nt
Organism: Trachemys scripta elegans
Lineage: Eukaryota; Metazoa; Chordata; Testudines; Emydidae
Gene: RBM27
Product: RNA binding motif protein 27
Exons: 21
Coding region: 102-3140 (1012 amino acids)
Biological process (GO): mRNA processing
Cellular component (GO): nucleus
Molecular function (GO): metal ion binding; RNA binding
Source: RefSeq, a predicted model, not a curated record